AUGGGAAGAGGUAAACCACAAUUACCAGGUCAAAGGAUAGUAGAACGGUGGAGACCACUUGAACCAGAUGAAAUCAAAAUAAACUUUGAUGGGGCCUUUGACAAACAAAUAUUUAAAUAUGGAAUAGGCAUUGUUUGUAGGGACUCAGAAGGAAAGAUACUUUACUGUAGAUUGGAAGUCAAUAAUCGAAUCCCUACGACGUUUGCAGCAAAGGCUUUGGCCUGCGUACAAGCGGUAAGAAUGGGCUUGGAUCUGAGUUACCAAAGGGUGGUGGUGGAAGGAGACGCCCUCAGCAUCAUUAAAAAAAUACAGAGAAAUGAAAAUGAUAAAUCAAUGUUAAGCCCAUACAUUAUCGAUAUCAAAACUCUUAGCAAAAAUUUCAACAAAUGUAGAUUUAGACGGAUAGGAAGAAAAGGGAACGAAACGGCGCAUGCAAUAGCGCAAGAAGCUUUAAAGCUUAACAUAACUACCUACAUGGAAGGACAAUCGCUUAGAACGGUGAUAACACCGGCAGUAAAAGAUGCCAAAGAUCUGGAACUGUCAUAG
This is a messenger RNA of Gossypium arboreum, 546 nucleotides long. RefSeq lists its product as uncharacterized. NCBI's taxonomy places the organism in Eukaryota, Viridiplantae, Streptophyta, Magnoliopsida, Malvales, Malvaceae. Gene Ontology annotation, molecular function: nucleic acid binding; RNA-DNA hybrid ribonuclease activity. The record is from RefSeq and is a predicted model, not a curated record. Bases 1 to 546 code for a protein of 181 amino acids. The transcript has a single exon.